GUAAAAAACAUAAAUAAUAAAUAUUCCAAUUUAAAAACAAAGCUUAAGUAAACUUGUUUCAAGUUUAAUUUGCAAAACUUUUUAUCGUAGAUCAUUAUUGUUUCUGCGUGUGAUAAAUAAUAGUAAAUACUCCAAGAUUAUUAUUAUAUUUUAACGGAAAUUUGGGACUCAGGUAGAGAGAUUUUGAAUCAAUGCGGGGCUAAGUGAACCCACCCUCCUAACCGGACGAAAUGGGGUCCCCUCCCUUAUAUAGGGGAUGUUAGGGUAGACAAAGGGUAGUCACCCUCGCGCGGAGGGGAGCUAAGGCCUUGGGCGACCGUUGGAAGGGAAGGGAUUACUAUUUCAAGAUCGGCAUUUCCCCUUUACACUAUAUUUUGCGGUGAAUGUGAGAAAGUUUAUAACUUCUGUGUUAUUUUAAAGAGUGUAUAAUACAAUAUUUGACAUCAUGGAAACCAAGGCGGCAGAUAUGAGAUCUGUGGAGGAAAUCAUUAAACGAAAUUUGAUGGCAAGGACGAAACUGGCGAAGAUAAUCCACGAAGCAGAUGGCACUGUGCGAUACGAGUGUGUGGAAUGUCCCGCGCAAUACUAUGACAAGGAGAAAUUGGAACUCCACCUCUGCAAGCACAAUGACGAGUAUAGAUAUCUCUGCGGCAUUUGUGGAACUGGGUUGAAGCGUAAGGAACACCUGGAGCGACAUACCCAGGAGCACCUGGAGGUUCGCCCCUACAGCUGCCACGUGUGCGGCAAAGCGUUCAAACGCAAGGAACAUCUCAACAUACAUCUUGCCAUACACAGUGGCGGGAAACCGCUCGAAUGUGAAGUCUGCCAAAAGACGUUCUACCGCAAAGAUCACUUACAAAAGCACAUGCUGACACAUAACAAGCACUUCCUGGGCGACAUGUUGGAGCGGCUGGCGGAGAGAGACGGUGUCACCAUCAAGCAAGAGAUAGAAGAAGAAGAAUUCCUCACACCCAUUAUUACCAGCGUCUCAGGAAGCGUUGGCGAUACUAAAAUUAAAAUGGAGAUUCCUGAUGUAAUGGAGGAUUCUGAAGGCGACCAGCCUAUCAGACCUGUGCCUGUGAUCAACGACAGCGUGUACCAAAAGAUGAGGCCGUACGUCUGUAACAUCUGCAACAAAAGAUACAAAAGACGAGAUCAUCUCAAAGUGCACAGCAAAACGCAUAUGAAAAAGACUAAAGUGUGCUCCGAGUGUGGAUUAGCAUUUCACUACGACGGCCAACUGUUGUCACAUAUAAACUCUGUGCACCUGCAAGCGUACCGGUUAGAGGGCGAUACUGACGGCAUCGCUAGACUGAAAAUCAUGCUCGGAGACAAGGCGCAACUACUCAUGGCGUCUGAUGGCACAGACCUACUGGUGCCGAGGGUGAAGAAAACGUCUGACGAAAGACCGCACGUGUGUCACAUCUGUAACCGCAAGUUCAAGAGGAAACAGCACCUGAAGGUGCACGGCAACGUCCACAUGAGGGUCUCACAGCCCACCAUAUGGUGCUCGCUUUGUAAUGAAGGUUUCUUCGCCAACGAUCAGUUCGAGCGACACAAGUGCACGCCUUGGGAGCGAGGCGAGUCGGGCAGCUCGGGCGAGUCGGGCGGAGGGCAGACCACGCACGAGGCCAAGAAAGAGAAUAUCUGCUCCCAGGACUAUGUCGAGGUGAUAGAAGAGCCUCAGGGUCAGGAGAACGGUAGCAUGGAAGAUCAGGAGUACCUAGAGCCGAGGCAGAGUAAUGACGAGGUGGGGGAUGUCGGUGAGACAGGGGAGAUGGGGGAUGUGGAGGAGAUGUGUCUGCCGGUGCCGCGGCGUGUGUACGUAUGCAAGUACUGCACCAAGCCAUUCAAACGGAAGGACCAUUUUAAAAUACACCUUCAUAUACAUACCGGUAUCAAGUCCUUCUUCUGUCCUGUUUGUGGGAAAGGAUUCUAUCGCAAGGAUCAUCUGCAGAAGCACACUCAGGUACACAGCAAGACUCGGCCUGCACGUAGACGUCUACCAGACCUCUACCCCAUCAGUAUGUUGAACAAGGAGGUCGUACCAGAGAUCACCAUACACGCACCAUCGAAUACUAAGCUCCGUGUACCGUUACAAAUUAAAGUACCAUAUCAGAUGGUGAUGUCAAUGGACAAUGGUGAACAACGAGCUAUCACCAUUGACCCGCAAGCCUCCACAAGAUUACAAUGAACUAUCACACUCAGAGAUAUAAAAUGGCAAUUAAGAAGGCACUUAGUAGAACAAAUAGUUAGACAAUUUUAUCAGAUAUUUAUGCGUUAUAACUACUAGUUUAUAUUAAACUGUUUACCCCAAAAGUGGUAAGCGCGAUAGUUUUAAAAUAAUAAUCAACUUUUUGUCAAACGUAUUUU
Papilio machaon (common yellow swallowtail) is the source of this 2373-nucleotide messenger RNA. Its product is annotated as zinc finger protein 585A. The transcript is spliced from 11 exons. The record is from RefSeq and is a predicted model, not a curated record. Gene Ontology annotation, cellular component: nucleus. Lineage: Eukaryota; Metazoa; Arthropoda; Insecta; Lepidoptera; Papilionidae. Gene Ontology annotation, biological process: regulation of transcription by RNA polymerase II. The coding region runs from base 446 to 2194 and encodes 582 amino acids. Gene Ontology annotation, molecular function: DNA-binding transcription activator activity, RNA polymerase II-specific; RNA polymerase II cis-regulatory region sequence-specific DNA binding.